AUGGAGGUGGCGAACGUUGACGUCGCUGCACUUGGUGCCUCUCCUCCCAAUGGAGGGGCAACCGCAGCUUCGCACCCCUACACCUGCAACACCUGCGCUGUUGCGUACCGAAACAUCGACCUUCAGAGAGGCCACAUGAAGAGCGACUGGCACCGCUACAACCUCAAGCGCCGCGUCGCCUCUCUCCCUCCCAUCGCCUCCGAGAUCUUCAACGAGAAGGUCCUCCAGGCCCGCGCUGCCCAGAGCGCCGAAGCCGAAAAGGCCAUGUUCGAGCGCACCUGCGACGCCUGCCAGAAGUCCUACUCCAGCGAGAACGCCUACCAGAACCAUCUUACGAGCCAGAAGCACAAGGUCCGCGUCGCUUCCAUCGCCCGUCGCAAGGGACCCAUCGCCGACGAUGCCAGCUCCGUCAUGAGCUCGACCUUUUCCCUCGGCGAGCCCAUGGCUAUCGAGAAGGAGUUGGAUUCCGAGGCCGAGGAGGAGUUCACUGCCGUUGUCGAGGGUCUGAAGAAGGCCAACAUCGACGAGCCCAAGGACGAGCGCCCUUCCCCGGUUAAGCGCCCCUCGAACCCCCACUUGUCCGCUCAAGGCCAGCACGCCGGCGACGACGCCUCCAUCAACCGGGAGUCCGACUCCACCACCCCCGUCCCGUCCAGCAAGCAGGAGAUCGCCUGGACUCUCAAGUCCUGCCUGUUCUGCAACUACGAGUCGCCGACUGUCGAGCUCAACGCCAACCACAUGGAGCGUUUCCACGACAUGUUCAUCCCCGAGAAGCAGUACCUCGUCGACCUCGAGGGACUUCUCCAGCACCUCCAGGAGCGCAUUCACGAGGGCCACCAGUGCUUGUACUGCUUUAAGACCAAGAAGACUGCCUUCGCCGUCCAGACGCACAUGCGCGACAAGGGCCACUGCAAGAUUCCCUACGACACCGAGGAGGUCCAGCUGGACAUUGGCGACUUCUACGAUUUCCGCAGCACAUACUCAGACGGUGGUGAGGAUACCGACGAGGAAGAGGAGGCUGAUGAGAACGGUGGAGCCAAGCUGGGCCUGAAGCGUCCCACCAAACUGGUUGGCGAGGACGGCGAGGAGCUGGAGGACGGAGCCGACGAGGGAUGGGAGACGGACAGUGACGCUUCUUCGCUCGACUCGGAAGAUCUGACCGCCUUCACUGCGGAUGGCAAGUACGAACAAUUCGAGCGCCUGGACAAGCACCCUCACCACUCCCGCGAUGAUCCUCGCGCCCAUCACCAGGUGGACGGCUGGCACUCGCAUGCGCACAAGCACACCCGCGCCGUCUUCUACGAUGACUACGAGUUGCACCUGCCUUCCGGCAAGUCUGUCGGUCACCGUGCCCACAGAACAUACUACCGCCAGAACCUCCACAACUACCCCACUGCCGAGGAGCGCGCUGAGCGCCUGGCGAUCGAGGGUGCUGGCUCUGGCGAUGAGAUGGACGUCGACGGCCGUGAGGUUGCUACCACAGGCAACCCCAAGUCUCGCAACCAGCGCGCCAUCGCUCGCAGAGACGCUGCCGGCAUGACGGGCGUCUCAGACCACGCGAAGCGCGUCGCCAAGGAGGAGGCGACCAGAGGCCGCAGCGCCGCCACCCGCUACGACAAGAGACGCGACUACAAGGUCAGCGAGAAGAACAACAACCAAAAGAACUUCUACUACCGCUACCAGGCCGGUGGUUGA
Molecule: messenger RNA, 1695 nt
Organism: Colletotrichum karsti
Lineage: Eukaryota; Fungi; Ascomycota; Sordariomycetes; Glomerellales; Glomerellaceae
Product: C2H2 type zinc finger domain-containing protein
Exons: 2
Coding region: 1-1695 (564 amino acids)
Biological process (GO): ribosomal large subunit biogenesis
Cellular component (GO): preribosome, large subunit precursor
Molecular function (GO): nucleic acid binding; zinc ion binding
Source: RefSeq, a predicted model, not a curated record